Molecule: messenger RNA, 2172 nt
Organism: Paramecium pentaurelia
Lineage: Eukaryota; Ciliophora; Oligohymenophorea; Peniculida; Parameciidae
Source: the annotation of a GenBank genome assembly
AUGUCAUAAUUCAUAGAUUAAGAAAUAAAUGGUUAUAGAGUAUAAAAAGCAAUAGGCGAGGGCAAAUUCUCAACUGUCUAUAAGGCUGUGAAUUAGGAAGGCAAUGUGAUUGCUCUAAAGAAGAUUAAAGUAAUAAAAGUUUAGAAAUAACAUAAGAUAUUUGAUAUGAUGGACCCUAAGCAUAGAGAGAAAUGUUUAAAGGAAGUGAAACUGAUGUAACCUUUAGAUCAUCCUAAUAUAAUAAAAUAUUUGGAUUCAUUUCUGUAUAAUAAUGAAUUGAUUAUUGCCACUGAAUGGGCAGAAAAAGGGGAUUUAAAAAAGCUUAUAAAAAAUGCAAAAGCAGAUGAUACUCCAUUUGAAGAAGUUUAAAUGUGGAAUUAUAUAUUACAAAUAGCAAGUGCUUUAUCACAUAUGCAUGAAAAAAGAAUAAUGCAUCGUGAUUUAAAACCUGCUAAUAUUUUCAUUGGAGGAGAUGGAACCUUGAAAGUUGGAGAUUUAGGAUUAGGCAGAAUAUUUUCAUCAGAAACAAUAGAAGCAUAUUCUAAAGUAGGAACACCCUUAUAUAUGUCACCAGAGGUAAAUGUUCAAUUAAAAAGAAGAGCUCCUCCAUGGAGAAGGGUAUGAUAUGAAAUCAGACAUAUGGUCAUUAGGAUGCAUAGCAUAUGAGAUGGCUGAAUUCAAGAGCCCUUUUAAGUAAAGUGAGAAAAUGUCAUUAGUAGAUUUAUUCAAUAAUAUAACUAAAGGUGAAUUCAAGCCUGUAUCUAAUCGAUAUAGUCAAUAGUUACGAACUAUUAUUGAAGGUAUGAUUGUAGUUGAUCCUUUAAAAAGAUUAGAUUCAAAUACUAUAUUACAAAAAGCUAAAGAGAUGUUCUCAUCUCAUUCUGAUACUAAAAGAACUCCUCAAAUAAUUAAUGUAUUAGUAAUGGAAGUAAAUAAUAUAAUUAUAAAAAAUAAAGGAUAUUUAUGAAAAGUUAUCUUUAGUUUAAUAUCAUCAAAAUUUCUGUGUUCCUUUGAAAAAGAAACCCAUUUCAAAAUAUUUCUUUUCUUUAGAUGAAAAUGUGAAUUCUUCUUAUAGAUUCUAUUAUUUUGUAGAUUUAUGUUAUUGGUUAAUGAAUUUACCCAAAUAAAAGAAGAAUAAAUUGGCAUAACAUAUUAAAUACAGUAAUAAUUUAGAAGAUACUGCUAGAAAACUAUUAUUAGAUAUUAAAGCAUGGGGUAUAAAAUUACCUGAAUAACUUGGAUCUCCUCAUAUUUCCUCUGGUUUUGGAGAUAUGGUUUGUUUUAUACUUAAUGAUCUAUUAAAUAGAGAAUUAAUAAGAGUGAAUUUUAAAUUUGAAUUACCAUAAUUUGGUGAUGAUUUAAAUAAUUCUAAUAUCUUAAAUUAACAAAUUUAAUAUGAUGAAUAAGAUUUACCUGAAGAAUUAAUGGAAGAUGAUUAAGAUGAAGUAGAAAAUGAUGAACUCACAUAGAGUAUACUAUUUUAUCAAAAGAAAUUUAAAACAGAAUAACCAGACUUUAAUUAGAUUCCUUAAGAUAGAUAAAUUAUAUAAACUAAAGUUGCUAUUAAUGAAUGGAUGAAUGAAUAUAAUAGAGUAGAAAAAGAACUUAAUAAAUUUGAUACCAAUCUAAAAGAACAUAAGUCAUAUUUAAAGGAUUAUCAAAAAUCUAUGAAUCUUAUAAAGAAAUGCUCAAAGGUAAAUUGUUUACCAAUAGCAAUAGCAAUUAACUAUCCUAUCGUAGUACUUAAAAUCAAAUGAAGUUUAAGAUAUCUAAUAAUAAUGGAUUAAUUAUCUCGAAUUAAUACCUAAAUUAGAGACUCAAUUAACAAAUCUAAUAUAACCUGAAAUUUAAGAAAUUUUAUAAACUAAUAGAUAAUCUAUAUUUUAAUUUGAAAUUCAAAUCAAUUCUCUAAAUAAAUCAAAUUGCUCAAAAUUAGAACUUGAUUAAUAAUUACAUUAAAAUCUAACAGAUAUUCAAUUUAAAAUACCUAACCUUAGUGAUAAUAGACCUAAAUAAAGGCAAAUUAUCAAUUAAUUAAAAGUAUUAAUUCCAUUUUAUAUUUGAUAGAAUGAUAUCAAUGAUAUGAAUGUUAAAAUUGGUAUUUUAUAGACUUAAUUAACUAAAUCAUAUUCCUACAAUAAUGAAUAACUAUCAGAUGAAGAAGAAUUUUGA